Molecule: messenger RNA, 345 nt
Organism: Schistocerca gregaria
Lineage: Eukaryota; Metazoa; Arthropoda; Insecta; Orthoptera; Acrididae
Product: prisilkin-39-like
Exons: 3
Coding region: 1-345 (114 amino acids)
Source: RefSeq, a predicted model, not a curated record
AUGGCUCGCGUUCUCUCACUGGUGUGCCUUCUGGCUGUGGCCUGCCUGGCCCUGCUGUGUGGCUGUGAUGCCUCCUAUCCCCUGGCCGUCUCACACGGACACGGGUACUACCCGCACAGCUACAAGUACCCUGGAUACGGGUACCACACUGGUAAACAUGGCUAUGGUUCCUACGGUUACGCUGGCCACGGAUACCCUGUUCAUGGCUAUAAUAGCCACUACAGUUACCCAGCUCACGGCUAUGGUAAUCACUACAGUUACCCCGUGUACAGCCAUCAAGGAUAUGGAUAUGGCUACAACCACGGAUAUGGCCUUGGAUACGGCCAUGGCCGCAGCCAUUGGUGA